Molecule: messenger RNA, 11551 nt
Organism: Homarus americanus (American lobster)
Lineage: Eukaryota; Metazoa; Arthropoda; Malacostraca; Decapoda; Nephropidae
Gene: hyd
Product: E3 ubiquitin-protein ligase hyd-like
Biological process (GO): protein polyubiquitination; regulation of double-strand break repair; DNA damage response
Cellular component (GO): nucleus
Molecular function (GO): zinc ion binding; ubiquitin binding; ubiquitin-protein transferase activity
Source: RefSeq, a predicted model, not a curated record
GUGGAGGCAGCACAACAUGGCGGCCGCUGCUUCCUAACACACACACACACAUGUUUCACCCGCCAUUUCCUUCCUUGUUAUAGAUCUUAUCGGUUAAGAUUAUAGUGGAAUAAGAUGACGUCGUUGCACUGUGUCAUCCAUCCACUGCCAGGCACUGAGGACCAGCUUAAUGAGAGGCUGAAAGAACUAGGCCUUCGUCUCAACUGGUCUGGUGGUGUUGGGGUGAGUGCGGUGGCUGGGCUGAGGGAGAACAUUCGACAGGUGGCCAUAGGUCCAUCUCACAUUGCAGUACUCACGGAAGAUGGCCGCGUGGCUCGUCUGGUCUUCUCCAUCAACACCGAUGCUCUCGACCUUAAUAAAGCUGACCACAAACAGGGAAGUUGCAACAAGAGCAGUAGUCAGAGCAGCACCAAGUUGACGGCUCGCAUGUCCACCGGCGGCCGGAGGAUUGUUUGCACUUCUGGGUCUGGUGGAGUGCGUGGGCGGGGUGCAGGGGUCAUCAUGGGCUCAUCGCGCCCCAUGUUGCCUGCACAGUAUGUCCCAGAGGAGCUGAUAUCCCAGGCUCAGGUGGUGCUUCAGGGCAGGAGCCGCAACCUUAUUAUCAGAGAGCUGCAGAGAACCAACCUGGAUGUGAACCUGGCAGUCAACAACUUACUGUCACGGGAUGAUGAGGACGUGGAGGAGCCCGAGGAGAGUGGUGACUCCUUUGUACCAGAAGACCUGAUAUCUCUACUAGAUGCUGGCAUAUCUGUGGCUGCUGACCAUCCCUCAGUCAUAAUUGAUGCAGAUGCCAUGUUCUCAGAUGACAUGUUUGGAUAUUCCCUGUGGCGCAGUCGAUCAGGUGGAAGCCGUGCAGGUGAGAGAGACCGUGAGGGUUCUGCAGGUUCCACCGGUUCAGAACACCGCGGUGAGCGUGAACUGAGAUGGCGUGACUGCACUACUCGGGACCCCGUAAGGGUCUCCAACGCUCUGCUGUCGGUUAGAGUCACACAACCCCACACAGAAAAAGAUUCCCUGCUGCCAGAUGCUAUUGAUGUGGCAGACAGCCUACAGUACUGGCCAGAGAGACAAGGGAACCAGCCUGCCCCGAGGUUUACACACAUUGCUGCCCUCCACUCCGAGCUGGUCGCUGUGUCCACCACCGGACAACUCUACCAGUGGCGGUGGGCAGAUAAAGACCCAUAUGUGCACCCUGAGCUAUCAACUGUGCACCACCCUAAGGCAGUGCCCCUGGGACUAGCAGGAGAGAGAGUGGUGGCCAUCAGUGCUGCUGGUGUCAGGUGCAGUGUUGCCACAGAGUCUGGUCGUGUGGCCACUUGGCUGGAUGAGACACUAGCUGAUGUAGCCACCAAAUUGGAACAGCCUGCCCAGUCCUUCCCAGAGUUACAGAAUGACCGGAUACUGUCCCUCCACACGUGUCAGCUGUACACGUGUGCGUGGUGCGAGUCUGGCUCACUCUACUGGUGGGGCGUCCUGCCCUUUAACCAACGAAAGAAACUUUGGGAAAAGUUUCGCAGCAAGAGUCGUAAACAGCGCUCAGAGAUCACUGAGGGAGUGCAGGUGGGUAUGCGGUCGUCCCCCAUGUACCACUCCGGGGCCCUGGCAUUCUCCACUUCGGGAGGUGUGCCUAAGAUCGGCCAGUUGUUGAAUGCUGCCUGGAAUCUCAGUGACACUUGCAGGUUCAAAAUUCUUCCUCCUGGAGGAGUGACCAGUGGAGGGGGCAGCAGUGGGUCCAGCAGCAGCAACAGUAAUGGUAGUGGAGGCAGUACAGGAGGCUGUAACAGCAGUACCUCAUCAGGGUUCCAGACAGGUAGCGGCAGCUCUUCCACAGCACAGAGUGGGGUAUCAAACAGCAGCAGCAGCAGCAGCAGCAACAACAGCAGUAGUAGCAGCAGUGGUGUGAGCAGCGGAGGCGGAGAGAAGAAGACCCUGGCAUCUGAAGUGUUGGGGUCGGCAGCCAAGAUUCUCAAGUGCGGUGAUAGCAAGGAGUCAUCGGACAAGCUGGACAUGCCUCCCCCUCCCUCCCCUGCCUCCAGUACCUGCUCUGACACAGGAUCCAUAACGUCCCCAGCCUCAUACAAGCGAGGUAAGAGACCAUUACCUCGUGAUGAGAUGGAACGAUUUGAUGAAGAGGAAUGGCCUCUGCGUGAUGUAAUCUUUGUAGAAGACACAAGACCAGUACCUAUUGGGGAGGUUCUUGCUGUUGAUGGCAAUCAGGUGGUUGUGGUGCCCCAGACAAAGGAAGGUAAAGGUAACUUGCGUGUCAUCCACCGUGAUCAGCUGCAGGUGAUCCGUGCCGGGGGGAACCCUCGUGUCCCCGACUGUUACCAGAAGACCCCCAAACGUAUCCCAGUGACGGAACAAGGCCAGAUCCUCACUGUGGCCGUGGAUGGCAGAGGGAUUCAUGCCAUUGUUAAGAAUGGCAGCCGGUUGACGUACGUGAUCUACAACCUCAGUUCAGGGAAGGCCGAGCAGGAGUGUGUUUUCCCCACUGACAGUACAGCAUUUAUGGGUUCUGAGCCUUCUAGUAUUUCUCUCACCAUUACUGGGGAGAGUGAGAAUGUGGGUAUCCUGCGUGAUGGCAACAGCACCAUAUACCCACUGAGUAAAGACUGUGUGGACUCCAUCAAGGAUCCUCACUGGCCUGACCUGCCUCCAGUGUCCUGCUUGGGAGUGGCCACGCAUUUCCUACACGGGGCGGGCGCACAUCAAAAAAACCACGUUGCCUUGCUCGUGUUGGCACUGAAGACCCAGACUCUGAUGCCUAAGAUCCUGCGCUGUGAUCCCGAGGGCGUGAGGCAGGUCUUGGCACUGAUUGAAAAUGAUAACCCCAAUGGUGUGUCAAGUUUAACAACAGAAGCAAUCGUGGAGGAGAAGUGUGAUGGAAACCGCAAUAUUCUUCAUGCUUGUAUCUCCACCUGUUGCCCGGUCACAAGUAAAGAGACAGAGGGAGAGUCAGUGUUAGAAAAAGAUCCAAUAUUGGGUAGCUUUGCUUGGCCCCCAAGUUCCUCAGACACACUGAGUGACACAGCCAGUGCUGCCGGUCCAGAUGAUGACCUCAUGACUCCGUCUUCUUCCAAGACCACUCCAGGACCUAGCAUGCCCACCUUGGGAUCGUCCGACCCAACGGAACGCAAAUCCUACUCUUUAACUAUACUGCGAACUAUCUGUGACAGUCCCGCACUGACGCCACACUUGCGUAGCAUGUUAACAGCCCGCGAUUCAAACGGUUUUACUCCGUUCAUGCUGGCCGUUUCAGGCCGAGCGUACCAGGCAGCCCUAAUCCUCUUUGAUGUGAUUCACCGCGUGGCACACGACAGUGCUAUGGAUGCCGAAAGUGAGCGCCGGGCCAUCACCCAAAUGAUAUUUCCUCGUGGCAGCAACCCCGAUGACUCUCCUCUUCACGUGCUCUGUUAUAAUGACACGUGCUCCUUCACUUGGACAGGCGCCGAGCACAUCAACCAGGAUAUCUUUGAGUGCCGAACUUGUGGACUUGUCGGCUCCUUGUGCUGCUGUACGGAGUGUGCGAGAGUUUGCCACAAGGGUCACGAUUGCAAGCUCAAGAAGACUUCCCCAACUGCUUACUGUGAUUGCUGGGAAAAGUGCAAAUGUAAAGCCCUCAAAUCUGGACAUCAAACAGCUCGCUUUGACCUUCUCUCUCGCCUCAUAACAGAAACUGAUCUGGUGAACGUAGCCAAUGGCAGGGGGGAGAAUCUUCUCUUAUUUCUUGUACAAACAGUUGGACGCCAAGUGACGGAACAGAAGCAGUGGUCAAGAUGCCGUUCGUCAUCCUCCACCCGUAAGAACCCUUUGUCAGACGCGGUUAAUAUGGAGGUUCCCGACCAUGACCUGGAACCACCCAAGUUCAGCCGCCGUGCCCUGGAACGCCUUUUAAAUGAUUGGGCGGCAGUGAGGGCCAUGAUCAUGACCGGUCACAAGGAGGAGAACCCCCCAACUACUGCCUCCACUGAUGAAAUAAACUUUAUGCAGUACCAGGGCCACACCACACACCUUGACAAGUUUACCUACUGUUUACUUGUUAAAUUAGCAACUCAGGUCGAACAUCGUAACCUGAAGUUAAAACAGUUAAUAAAUAGCGACGACGACGAACGUAAGAUGAUCGCCGACACGAUGGUGACCGCACUCAUUAAUACACUCAUUAGAGAACUUCACAAUGAUGCUGUUCCUGGACGCAAGCAAGAGGCAGAGAAGGUGGCUCGAAGGUUUAUAGCUUCAGUGGUGCGGAUAUUUGUCAUCCUGGCCAUAGAGAUGAUUCCCAACGUCAGCAAGAAGAAGCCGGGCAGUUCUUACACACAGCCACUUGCCAAAUGUAUAAAGGUGUUUGAAUCAGUGAUUCCUGUAGCUGUGACCGAGCUGUGUGAUGCUGCUGAUGCUCUCAUGCUGCCUGUGCGCCUCAACUAUGUCAAGCCCACAGCACCGUUCCCCCUCACUUCAACUCAUGUUGAUGCUAAUCAUGGUUGCAAGGAGAUGUUUGAAGUUGAGCCCCUUCAGCGACACCAGCAGAGGGUUGGUGGAAGUAUUGUAGAUCAAUCUCCUGCGUCUGGCAGUGGCAGUGGAGGAGACAGUGGAAGUGGAAAUGUCGGAGGAGGAGAAGAAGUGGAGGAAGCUGGGGAGGAGGAGGUAGCACCCAGUAUGUCUCGCCCUAGUCCGGCUCCUGUGGCCAGACCAAGGAGGGCUCGGCCAGACCACAUCCUCCCUCCUCAGGUGGAUGACCAUGACAACGAAGGAGGUAGUGAACGCGACGAUGCCAACGAACGCUCCGAACAAGACGGAGACGGAGGUGGCGAAGUAGAGGGCGGAGAAUCCGACAUGGAACUAGACCUCCUGGCAGAGUCAGACAGCGACAGUGACGACAAUCAAUCUGCUGUUGACAACACUUCGGCACAGAGGUCCGUGCAGACCGGUGCCACCGCUGGCAGUGACGGAGAGGAUGACUCCGGGGAAUCUUCUCCCGGGGAAGACGAGGAUGACGAAAGUGAAGCAGCAGAGACUGAUGAAUUUGAUUCAGGAGAGCUGUUCUCUGAUGAGCAGCUAGAGAGGCGGGGCAACACCUCAUCUACCGCACGUAACAUUGCUCCACACAAUCUGCAGUGGGCAGUAAGGAACCCCAGGGACAGCAGCUCACGCUCAGGAGGCACCGCAGGAGGACCCACUGCGACUGGUUCCUCCAGCACAACAUCAAGUGGCUUAAUCUACAUUGACCCAACUUCCCUAAGACACGGUCCAACAUCCAACUCUACGGUGACCCCCUCAUCUCACGAGCCAGUCAGUCUGGCCACCACCAAUAACACACUAGCCAGAGCCUUCACCAUUGUGGUGAGACAAAUGAGUUCCCUUCUCAGUUUGGCAUGUGAUGUAGUGAGAGAUGGAGGCCUUACCUCAAGGACGCCUGGAGGGGGGGGCAUCCCCGGCAGUAGUGGCAGCAGCACCACUACCACUCAGAUGUGCCUCACACCCACCAUCAUUGCUGCUCUUCUCAAGCAGGUAGAUGCACGCCUUCAGCCGACCUGGGACUGGUUACUCAGUCUCAUGGAUUCAACUGAAUCACAGCUCAGAUUUGGCCGUGAGUUAAACCAGCUGAUAGAAGGGAGUGGUGGUGCGAGUGCUGCCACCAUAACACCACCUGCAGGGAUCCCCGCCUCGCGUCCCCGGGAGAGAAGCGCCGGACGCACGGGGCUGCCGUUCAUUCGAGACCCUCUGACGGGUCCUCUGUCUAGGUAUCAGAGUGCUAGACGCGGGACCCGUGCCACAACCACCACGGCCGACCCGCAGAAUGCCAGAAGAGACACACUCUCUUAUGUGGUGUCCCUCCUGAGGGCUCACAAAAAUGAACAUUGUGAUACAUUGCCUGACAUUGAUGUUGGUUCACUAAAGCAUAUAGCAUACGUGUUCGAUGCCCUCAUCAGUUACCUGCGGUGUUGUGAGAGUGACAGCAGUGCCCACAUAGACUCAGGUGGAGCAGAGUGCACUGGGUUUUCGUGGGAACGCGAUGAGAACGAGAACGAAGAUGACAUGGAUGAUCUGCCUUCUAUCACACCUUCGGCUGGGGACAGUGAAUCUGCAGAUGAAGACUCCAAUCUGUCAAAUUCUCGUGGCAGAAAACACACAUUUUUCCAGAGAUCACAGUCGACCUUAUGCCUGGGAUCAGUAGGAGCAGAUGUGUUCACUAGCAGCUUGCAGGAGGCUUUGCCACUUGCUGAUAAACCACAUCUUCUUCAGCCCAAUGCUCGCAGAGAAGAACUCUUUGGAAUUCCUCGUGCACACACUCAUAAUGCUGGUCAUGGUACAAGAACGCCUUUAGACGCUCCUCUGUCUCGGCUUGGCGUGUUAGAGAACCUGCACAUGGUGGGGCCCUACCCACCCACUCCCCAGCAGUCUUAUGCACACAUGUUGGGAUCUACACGCACACUUGACCAUCAGCCCACUGACCUCUCCCUCUACACCACAGGACAGUUGAGAGAUUUAAAGGAUGAAGAUAUUAGUGAGGACAGUGGAGAAACAUCUCAGGAACGAGCCCCCAUCAUUGUAUCCCCAAGAAGAACGGGCAGCAGCUUGGGUGAGGGAAUAUCAGACCACAGCAGCGGUGGUGCCACGUACACGGCCGAGUCCACUACACCUGCUAGAUCCAGCGUCAAAAGUGUGAUUGUCAGGAUUGGUUCAUCAGCUGUAUCUAAUGCAUUUAAACCUGAGGUUGGCACAGCAUCAUCGCUGUCGUCUAGCCUGGCAGCUUCAACAUCCACCACGACCUGCACUCCCUCGGGCCCCUUAGGGGGGCGUAGCGGAGCAGACCUUCUUGUGGUUCCCUUGGACGGGCGAGGUAGUCGGGGCCCCGAGGUAGGCCUGCACGCACCCCAUGAUGUGUCAGCCAAUGUUACCAUCGACACUACACAUGACCAUAUGAAACCGGCAUUAUUAAGAAGUGGAGUAUCUCAGGAUUUGCUGUUGGGACGGUGGAGACUGACGUUGGAGUUGUUUGGGAGAGUAUUUAUUGAUGACGUUGGAGCUGAACCUGGCUCUAUUAUUGCCCAGCUUGGAGGUUUCCCUGUUAAAGAGGCCAAGUUUAGAAGAGAAAUGGAAAAACUUAGGAACUGUCAACAACGGGACCUGAAUCUCACUAAGAUUGACCGUGAGAGAGGACAGCUAGUUACUCAAACGUUUAAGGAACUCAACACACAGUACAACAACUACCACAGGCGGGGCACACAGUCGUCUCCGCCUCUAGCGGUGAAUCGUGUUAAAGUCACAUUCCGGGACGAGCCGGGUGAAGGGUCAGGAGUGGCCAGAUCCUUUUACACGGCCAUUGCAGAGGCUCUCUUGUCCGGGGAGAAGCUCCCCAGCCUGGAACCCUGCCAGGUGAGGCCCAAAGAAGUUGGACUCUCUGUGGUGCGAUACAGCUUAUACGGCCAGUACAAGGGUCGUGACAGAGACCGUCGCCAGGGUGCGUCAUCUUCGCGCUCUUUACAAAGGAGAGAAGCCCGGAAGACGCUCACCGUCGAUGCCCGCCCAUUUUACAUGACGGGAGAAGGGACCAGCAAUGAACAUCUGCCCUCCAACAUGUUGCAAAUUGGAGAAGUGCUCUUCCCUAAAGUGCAGAGCCUCAGACCAUCUCUUGCCAGCAAAAUCACUGGGAUGUUGUUGGAGUUGACACACGCCCAGCUGCUGCUGCUCUCGGCCAGUGAAGACGCUCUCCGCCAGAAGGUGGACGAGGCAGUGGAUCUCAUUCUUGCCCAGGGCAGAGACCACACCCCAGAGUAUUCCCCAUCACACCAAGACACAGAUGAAGGUGGGGAGGAACCUGAGGAUGCCAGUGCACCUCUGUUUUACCAGCCAGGCAAGAGAGGUUUCUACUCUCCUAGACAGAGUCGACCAACUCCCGAAAGACUAAAUGCAUUCCGCAAUGUUGGGAGACUUCUGGGGCUGUGCUUACUACAAAAUGAGCUGUGUCCUAUUUAUUUAAACCGACACGUUCUAAAAUAUAUUCUGGGGCGUCCAGUUCGCUUCCACGACCUGGCCUUCUUUGACCCAGUGAUGUAUGAAAGUUUACGCAAGCUGGUGCUAGAUGCAGAGAACAAGGACACUGGCACUGAUGUAUUCAAAGCACUGGACCUUACAUUCAGUAUUGACGUGAUCCCGGAGGAAGGUGGCACAAAUAUAGAGCUCAUAAGUGGAGGACGGAAUGUAGAAGUAACUACUGGUAACGUGUACGACUACGUGCGCAAAUAUGCCGAGUAUCGCAUGGUUAAAUCUCAAGAAAAAGCCUUGCAAAACAUACGUGAUGGAGUGUUUGAUGUCAUCCCUGGAGGUUAUUUAGACUCUCUCACUGCUGAGGACCUACGAUUGUUGCUCAAUGGGGUUGGAGAUAUCAACGUUGCCACUCUGAUCUCGUACACGUCGUUCAAUGACGAGAGCGCCGAGUCUAAUGAUCGUCUCAACAAGUUCAAGCGUUGGCUCUGGUCCAUCGUAGAAAAAAUGACUAAUCAGGAGAAGCAGGAUCUGGUCUACUUUUGGACUGGUUCACCAGCUCUACCAGCAUCUGAAGAAGGGUUCCAGCCCAUGCCGUCGGUCACCAUCCGGCCUGCCGAUGACUCCCACUUACCCACGGCCAACACGUGCAUCAGCCGCCUCUACAUCCCUCUCUACUCGACUCGUGCUAUUUUACGCUCCAAACUCCUGCUAGCCAUUAAGACCAAAAACUUUGGCUUUGUUUGAGAGCUAACUAGAAAUAUAAUUGAUUAAGGAUAAGGGAGAAAUAUUUGUAUUAAGGAACCAGAAGCUGUAGCAAGUGAUGAGGUUUGUGUGUAUAUGUCAAUGGUUAUCUGGUUCACUGGCCUGGGGUAGGGGUGCAGGUCCAUGUAAGAAAGCUGAAGGAGUCUCUUUCAAGAAGUUGUGAAGUAAUUAGUGCAGCACAUGCAGGAGGUGAGUCAUGUGUUGACUCAAAAGUUAAAGUUGUUAUGUAUGUUUUUAAGUUUGUUCCAUAAAAAGUGAGGGAAAUUUGAAGUGUUUUGUAUACAUUAAGGAAGUAUAGUGAAGGCAUUACUAGUGAACAAGAAGGAUGAUGCAAGAAUGUUAGUUACCGUACCAGUUUUAGAUGUGACCUAAUUAAAAUGAUUUAUAAUCAAUCGGCAGUUUGAAGCUGUUAGUGUAUCACUGUAAUUUUAUAUUUUAUUGAUGCAGGCGAUAUUAGCCCAAAGUGUGCAAUGAUUAACACAAUACAGUACAGUAAAGGUCACACUUGGCAUCCUCAAGAUUUGUGGUUAUUGGCACUGUCUUAUCUUUAGUAAAAUAACUAUAAAACCUCAAUCUUUACACCUUACUGGAGGAGACACUAUCAACUUCCCGAAGUAAUAAUAAAAAAACCGAAACCCUUUAUAAGUCUUUAUUAUCAAUAUUUUUUUGUUUUUGAGUAUAUAUUCAUGAUCAUCAAAGACCUUUGUCGUGGUAGUAAACAUGUCAACUAUAACUGUAGUGUGUAUCACGAAUGAUGGCAUGUUGUGGUAACUUCUUUUUAUUUGAGCUGAAUGUUGCGUUUUAUGCAAAGUAACUUCAAUUUUUUUUUAAUAAGUUUGUCUAAAAUUAAACUUUCACUUUAAGAAAAAAUGAAUCAGUGAUGGCACUUUGAUUAUGGCUUCUGCCCAAAAGAUGGUACAGUACAUUACAGUACAGUACUUGUUGAAGGCAUUCCUUGCAGUUAUAGAAGACAAGAAUGAUGAAAGAAACCCAUCAAAUUUUAUAAAUAAAGUUAAGAGGUAUGAGUGAGUAUGUGAUUGCACAGCAAACUGAAGACAUCAGUUUGGAUGUAAUAUUGGAGAGGAAGGAUGGUCAUGUAAUGGUGCAGUUGGCUGUGUCAAUAUACAAUAUUUAAGGUGGUCAGCUUUGUGUGUGUGUAUGUAGAACAGAGACCUUUAGUACUUUUUUCAAAAGUCAAGAAAAUGAAAGAGCUAACCUCUAUGCACUGUACCUUAACAAUGAACGUCUGGCUAAUAUGUUUUGUAGGUGACUGAGUGACUUACUGUGCAAAAUAAGUAAAUACUGUAGUAACAGUACACUGGGUAUGUCUGCUUGAUGAAACUUUAUGGCUUAUUAUUUAAGUCAUAACCUUUCAGAGUUUAUUAUAUAUAUUUAAGCCAUUCUGUCCCUCCCUUCUUUUUAGUUUUCCUCCACUUCUUGCUGACCAAAAAUUGUGUGAGAGGAUGUGGCAACACAGGGUGUGUGUAGUAGUGGUUACUAACAAGUUUGUCAUUCCAUAAUUCAAUCAUACACACACACACACACUUUCAUCUUUUAUAUAUUUUCAGCUUUUGGCUGCUAUAUUUUUCAAUAAACUGUUAUUAUUAUUUGUUCAUAAUAUUUUGGUUUUGCACUUACACUUUUAAUCCUUCUCCACAAUCCAGUCAUCCACACAACACACUUUUGUCUUCUGUAUAUUUAUAGCUGCAAUUUUCAUUAACAAAUUUUUUAAAGUUUUUAUAUAUUUUAUACACACACUUUCAAGCCUUUUUCACGUUACAGUAUACUGUACAUACAUACAUGCAGUCAGUUAAAGCUGUAAACAAAAUUCGCUUUACAGUAUUGUUUUUUCUGCAGACAUUCAUAUACUGUGCAGUAUCUUUUUUGCUCUUCAAUGCAAGUGAUUAAAGUUCAGACAAGAACAGAAAAGCAAAUUAACAUCAGAAAAUUAUCAAAAUGUGAGCAUUUAGACUGAAAAGUGAAUUUUGCUCAACUAUAAUUUACUCAGUCCUGUACUGUAUACUGUAUUAUGACGUCUGGGGAUUAUAAAGAUAAAUUGUUAAAUAUGGUAUACAGUAUUUGCCCAGCCUGCCUCACCUUGCAGUUACUGUACAUGUAAAAUAUUUUUGAUUGGUGACUGUAUUGAGGAGCAGGAGUUAGUGAGGGUGACCCAGGCCCACUUCAUUUGUGUUCCUCGUACUGAAUUUAUUAUUUUGCCGUACUGAGAUCUUACCAUCUUUAAGGACAAUUUUAAGGCAAAUCUUGUGAUGCAGAUUGACUUGUCUGGCUGUUACUCUUCCAUUUAUUAUGAACUACUAAGAAUGUGAACAGUGUUUAUUAUGGUCCAAUGUAGAUGUCUCAUUAGCUACAACCCUAUUUGAGUGUGCACGUCUUUCUGUCACAUGCUUUGGUCAGAACAAUUUAUUUAUUUUAUGUAUUGAUCUUUAAGAGUAUCUCAUAAUGGUAUAGAUUGGUUGAUUCUCACACUCCAAUCAGUUAUUCUUGUAGAGAUAUUUUAUAUCCCCAAAUCAUAGACUAUUUAGUUUAAUUUAUUUAAUUUGUUUGUUUUAAUGUUUAUUAAAUUCUGACUAUAAACAGUAUGUGAGCCGAGAGGAACUGAUUAGUGUGGAUUGUGAAUUUAGGAUUGUAUAAAAUCAGAUUGGUUUAAAAAUAUAAAAUUGCCGUUAUUAGUGUUUUGUAAUGGAGUAGUUUAAGCUGCAACAUUUUGGGAAGGAGAUGGUGAGUCAUGAUGUCUUCAUAUAUUAAGAAUGUAAUAAUAUGAAAUAAAAAAUCUUGCACCAAG